AACGCCACUUGGACGAACCACCAGAUGGAGGUUGACCAGCGAUGCUCUCCGAUGCUUAGGCCCGUGGUUUGGUGAAGUUUUAGCGGAAAGUUCACGAAGCCAACCAGCUGAAAUAGCAUCAUAAGAAACGAGAAUGUCCCAAACGAAGCUCCUACGAUAAUGCUCUCCACCGAUGCCAUCGUGGACUGAUGGAACUCCUGGACAUGUCCCGGAUGAGGAUGUGCGCCGUAAAGCAUUAAAAUUGUAUCGGUGAUGAAUGUGCAGUGGGCAUGCAAAUGCUUCAUCAGUAUCAGUAAGUCCCGUCCAAAUACAUCGCCAUCCCCAUUUAGGCCCCAGCAAGGACUACGAUCCUUCCAGUCCGCCAGCGAUGAAUCUCGUGUUACCACUGCUACCAACAGCACGGCAGCUCUUGUCGGCCGCCUUCAUCCUCUUCAAGCUUUUCGGCUUCAUACCGUUCUCGUUCGAAUGCUACACGUUUAAGCUGAAGCCUACCGGCGCCACCGAAACACUGUUGCAUCUGCCCGUGGUACAGUUCCUUUUCUAUGCCACCGUGUUCUGGCUGUCGCUCAAGUACCGCGCGAACAUCUUUUACACCGAUCUGCAGAUCCUGAGCGUCAACGAUAUACUAAAGUAUGGAUCGCUCAUGUUGGCUGUGUUUGUCACGUUGAUCUUCACCGUUCUACAGCGCAACACACACCGAAGCACCUGGGACAUGUUGGAGCUUAUUCGGAACACUGCGCGGCUGAAACUCGUACAAGCCUUCACGCACCACUAUCUGUGGAAGUUUUAUAGCUAUCUGGUGUUUAGUGUGAUGAUCGAAGCGCUAGUCCUGCACAGUAUCUUUAAAUCGCCGUCCGAUGUAGCGUACUGGUUGGUAAUACUGGUCCUGCACGCCUUUCUUCGGCUGCGCCAUCUUUUCCACAUGUGCUUUAUCGAUGUACUCAAGGUACAUCUACAGCAGCUGCACUAUGGGCUGGUAGAGAUUGGUGAGUAUGUGGGUGAGCUUCGUGUACAUCGGCAAGAUUCGGAUGCCUACCGGGAGAUGUACCACCGUUGCAUCGAUCGUUUGCUGGAGCUGAAACGGCUGUACGGGCAGCUGUGGGAGCUUAGCGAUCGGAUCAACCGUACCUUUGGGUGGGCCCAGAUCUGUAACUUUACCGCCAACUUUGUGCAGCUAUCGUGCGAUCUUUACUGGUGCUAUGUGGCGAAGCUGUACAGUAAUGAUGGUCUCCAAGAUGUGUUCAUAGUACUCUUGCCAACGGUAUUUCUGAUCGUGCUUUUAUUGCACUCUGCCGAGUCUUGCCUGCGUGUGGCAUCCUCACUUCAUUCGGCACUGCUGGAAAUCCCGCUCGAGAACGAUCCUACCCUUCGCAAGAUCAUCUAUCGCAUUGGUCUGCAGAUCGCUCAGCAACGGAUUCGACUGACCGCUAAUGGGCUGUUUGAAAUUAACUACUCACUUUUGAAAAUGUUCGGUACGGGAAUUACGACGUACAUGAUCAUUUUCAUCACGUUCUCCAAAGGAAUACCCUUUCAGGAAAUCGAUGUCGUUUAAUUUUGCAAUACUCGCCGAGCUGUC
Messenger RNA from Anopheles stephensi (Asian malaria mosquito), 1576 nucleotides. Its product is annotated as putative gustatory receptor 39b. Bases 257 to 1552 code for a protein of 431 amino acids. Gene Ontology annotation, cellular component: axon; dendrite; membrane. The transcript is spliced from 4 exons. The record is from RefSeq and is a predicted model, not a curated record. Lineage: Eukaryota; Metazoa; Arthropoda; Insecta; Diptera; Culicidae. Gene Ontology annotation, biological process: sensory perception of taste.